Molecule: messenger RNA, 553 nt
Organism: Eufriesea mexicana
Lineage: Eukaryota; Metazoa; Arthropoda; Insecta; Hymenoptera; Apidae
Product: transmembrane protein 50A
Exons: 5
Coding region: 35-553 (172 amino acids)
Source: RefSeq, a predicted model, not a curated record
UUAUAGGAAGUUUACAAUCUUAUGAAUCAUUUUCAUGGACAAUAGUUCCAUAGGUGUACAUUAUACAUCCUUGCGUGAUAAUUUGAUGAUGUCUCUUUUGGAAAGUCUACAAAACUCAACAUGUGCGUGGUUCGAAAUAGGCAACAAACGAAAUGUAAUAGUCUCUAUGUCCGCCGGAUCUUUGUUUUUUAUAGGAUGGUGGUUUAUCAUUGAUGCCCAUGCUAAGUAUCCUGAUGAAAUGGCAAAAGCAUAUCAUAUAUGUGGAAUAUUUGGAACUAUAUCAUUAUUCAUGAUAAAUUCUGUAACAAAUGCUCAAAUCAAAGGUGAUGUACCUAAUGGUGGUUAUCUUGGAACAAGAGGUGCAAAAAGUUGGUUAUUUAUUGGAUUUGUAAUAGGAUUUGCUGCAGUUAUUGCAGCUUGUUGGAUUUUAUUUGCAAACUUUGUAGCUGCAGGAGCUCAGCAUCAUUGGCCUGGUGUAGGACUUUUUCUACAAAAUAUAUUUAUCUUUCUGGGAUCCCUUACUUAUAAAUUUGGACGACUAGAAGAGAUAUAA